CUGCAUUUAUUUUCUAUAUAUUCUAUAUUAAAUUUUACAGAAAAUUUUACCAAAAUAAUAAUGUUGUCGACGCUGUAUAAGCGUGGUGGUGUUGGACUGUUGAGAAGUUUGAAAACUAAUCUAACAGAUGUCGUUGCUGUCUCAAAACUGUCGUCUGUUCCAGACCCAGCAUUGAUCCAGGAAGGAGAACUGAAGCCCCUGUAUCUAGAUGCACAAUCCACAACCCCAACCGAUCCAAGGGUGCUGGAUGCCAUGCUUCCCUACCUAACAUCCUUCUACGGGAACCCGCACAGCAGGACCCACGCCUACGGCUGGGAGUCGGAGAAGGCUGUUGAGGUGGCCAGGAAGCAGGUCGCCGGACUAAUUGGAGCUGACCCCAAGGAAAUUAUUUUUACCAGCGGAGCCACAGAGUCUAAUAAUAUCAGCGUCAAGGGAGUGGGCAGAUUUUAUAAGAGUAAGAAGAAGCAUAUUAUAACCACCCAAACAGAACAUAAAUGUGUUCUGGAUUCAUGCAGAGUCUUAGAGUCAGAGGGAAUAGAGGUGACAUAUUUACCAGUGGAGGCUUCUGGCCUGGUUAACAUGGAGCUACUUGAGAAAAGUAUGCGUCCUGAUACCUCCCUUGUGAGUAUUAUGACAGUUAACAAUGAGAUCGGUGUUCUCCAGCCUGUUGAGGAGAUAGGGAAACUCUGCCGGAGCAAGAAGAUUUUCUUCCACACGGAUGCUGCACAGGCGGUGGGUAAGAUCCCUAUAGACGUGAACAAGAUGAACAUCGACCUCAUGUCUAUCAGUGGGCACAAACUCUACGGACCCAAGGGAGUCGGAGCUCUAUAUGUAAGACGACGUCCAAGAGUUCGUGUUGAACCUAUUCAGUCAGGAGGAGGUCAAGAGAGAGGUUUAAGGUCUGGUACUGUCCCUACCCCCCUGGUGGUUGGACUGGGGGCAGCUUGUGAAGUUGCCCAGGAAGAAAUGGUUUAUGAUAAACAACAUAUUGAUUAUCUUGCAAAUAAACUUAUUCAGGGAAUACAAACAGCUAUGCCCAACGUAAUUCGUAAUGGAGACGCAGUUCAGACAUACAACGGAUGCGUCAAUUUAUCCUUCCAUUGCGUAGAGGGAGAAUCCCUGCUCAUGGCUCUGAAGGAUAUUGCUGUAUCCAGUGGGUCAGCUUGUACCUCUGCUAGCCUUGAACCCAGCUAUGUACUGAGAGCUAUUGGAGCUGAUGAGGAUCUAGCACAUUCAUCCAUCAGGUUUGGAAUUGGUCGGUUCACAACGGAAGCUGAAGUUGAUUAUACUAUUGAGAGAACAAUUAAAGAGGUUACCCGGCUGCGUGAGAUGUCUCCCCUGUGGGAAAUGGUUCAAGAUGGCGUCGAUAUAAAAUCUAUCCAGUGGACCCAACAUUAAUCUCCAAUAUGUUGAAAUAUACUUCUGUAAAUUAUCUUUAAAAUGCGCAUAUUUUUCUUUCAUUGUGAUUUAGAGUUUAACUAUAAAUUAUCAUUAUUCAAUUUAUAAACUAAAUUUUGAACAAAAAGCCCAAAACCGGUUGUUUUUCAGA
Eurytemora carolleeae is the source of this 1549-nucleotide messenger RNA. It is a transcript of the gene Nfs1, whose product is annotated as probable cysteine desulfurase, mitochondrial. Gene Ontology annotation, biological process: [2Fe-2S] cluster assembly. Lineage: Eukaryota; Metazoa; Arthropoda; Copepoda; Calanoida; Temoridae. Gene Ontology annotation, cellular component: cytosol; mitochondrion; nucleus. Gene Ontology annotation, molecular function: cysteine desulfurase activity; pyridoxal phosphate binding. The record is from RefSeq and is a predicted model, not a curated record. Bases 61 to 1398 code for a protein of 445 amino acids. The transcript has 14 exons.